Molecule: messenger RNA, 3002 nt
Organism: Nymphalis io (European peacock)
Lineage: Eukaryota; Metazoa; Arthropoda; Insecta; Lepidoptera; Nymphalidae
Product: ABC transporter F family member 4-like
Exons: 5
Coding region: 155-1153 (332 amino acids)
Source: RefSeq, a predicted model, not a curated record
CAAGUCGCAAUUUUUGGCACGUCACAGCCGCGUCAUCAUGUCUCCGUGUCUGCUUUUAUCGCUUGGGAAUUAAUUUAUUCGACAUAAUCAUACCUUAUCGAAACGUUUUUAUGUGGACUGUAAAGUAAAGACUGUCUCGAAAUUAUUUUUUAAGAUGGAAUUGUUAAGGCAGGUGUCCAAUACGCAGUUUCUGUUUCCUGCGGCAGCUGUAGCGGUAGUUUUAGUAUGCGCUGCGCUUGUAUUUAUAUUCGGGUUCCACACGGCGGAACAGCCGCAAUUCGAUAAGCUACCUCUUAUUGUCGAUGACAGGAAAUCUUCAAACAAGAAAAGGAAAACGAAGGAGAAGAAGUCUUCUCCAAACCGUACUACAAAUGAAGAGUCCAAGUCAAAAACUGAAAGCACUAAAAAAUCACCAGCAAAGGAGAAAAAAGAGGAUAAGGUGAAAGAAGUUGAAAAGCCCAAGCCUAAGGAAAAGGUUGAAGCUAAACUUGUGAAGGCUGCAGCAGAUGUCAAGAAGGGUAAGAAAGGUAAAGCUGCCUCUGAUGCUGAGAAACCUGCAGAUUUUGAUGAAGGUGUGUGGGAAGAAGUCCCAAAAAAAAGUGAUAAGAAAGUAAGUAAAGUUAGUAAAGUAAAAUCAGAUGAAAAGGAGAAGAAAGAAAGUCCUUCAAAGAAGAAUAAGAGGAAGACUAAGGAAGUAGAUGUUGAAGUUGCUCAGCCAGCUGAGGAACCUGAACAACCUUCAGAUACUAUUAAAGUACUAAGUGCUGAGGGCCCUGAUGUGGAUGAGGACGCAGCCAGGGCUUUGCAGGCUCAAGUAGAAGAAUUACAAAGAGUCCUUAAAGAGGCUGAACGUCGUGACCAAAUUCAACUUGGGUCUGUUGAAGAGGAUGAUGUGCCAGAAAAUGAAUUAACUGAAGUAAAAGAUCUCAGAAGCAACAAGAAAAAAGAAAACAAAGAAAAACAAAACAAGAAAAAGGCUAAUGAGGCUACUGCAGUAGCUAAAAACAUCAAACCAGAAGACAAUGAAAAUUUGGAAUCUUCUGAAAAGCAGGAGGAUAAACCUGCCGGUCCAGUGUUUGAUGAGCUUGGAGAUACUUGGACAGACGCUAAAGUGUCUAAAAAGAGCAAAAAGAAACCUCGCAAAGACCAGUGAGGUCUUAACAGGGUCCAGCUGGGUGUCUACCCCAGUGCUAGCUCAAUGCUGUUCACAUCACUCAUAAAACUACAAUGCCGUUUUUUUUUUUAUUUGUAAAAUAAUUUAUAUGACAUGAUACUUAAAAUGUUUUUUAUAGUACUCUUUAGUUUAUAAAGAAAUAUACUAUCAAAUUAAUAUUAAUCGAAUUAUUAUGUGAUUGUGACAUUACAAUUAUUGUAGUUUUAUAUGGUGUGAAUAUAUUUUAAGUUUUAAUUAUGUAACUGUUCUUACACAUUCAGUUUACUUACGUCCAUGUUUUAGUUUCAUAUUUUAUGUUAUGACUUGUUUUUCAUAAUAAUUUAAUUAUUUGUUUUCACUGAUGCAUAAUACAAAUUGUUUUUAUAUGUUUUUAAAGAGUCAUUAUAUUUUUAUGAGAGAAAUCUUUCGGAAUCUGCAAUAUAUUUGGUGUUACUACGUUUAUCUGAUGCGAUUUAAAAUUACUAGAUAACGUUUAAAAUUAAAUUCGGUGUAAGAAAUGUCAUUUUAUAGAUCAAUAUUCAAUUUAGUAUUUAUGUAGUAAAUAGUUUAAAACCUUGCAAACCUUUAACAUUAAAACUCCUGGUGCUUGUAGCGGUAAGUGUCUUGACUCCAUUCCAUUUGUAUAUUUUAUUCUUGAUUAACCGUUACGAAACGAAUUUUCAGGUGAAUUAAAUUCAUUACUAUUUUUUAAUAAGGUACUAAUAUGUAAUUAUAAUUUUGAAAGACGGGAAAAAAUAUAUUAACCAUUGCCAAUAUGAAGGCAAACACAAUAUCUAGAAACCAGUGAAAUAGUAUAUCUUUCUCGUCUGCCUAAAGAGCAUAUGUCGGAUUAUCCGUCCAUAUUCCUCCAAUACUAUAUUCCUGUAUUAUAGUGUUCUUACAAAGCCUAAUCUAUGAGUUAUUAUUAUAGUCAAAAUAGCUCUUAAAAUUGAAUGCAGUAUAACAUCGAUGAUUUUAUUGCAGAUUCCUGUUUUGUAUAUUAGAUAUAAGGAUAAUGUAAGACAUUGGAAUAAAAAAAAAUUUAACAUUACUUAUCAUGCCUUGUGUGGAAAUUAUACUCAUAAUUUAUUUUCAAUUAUGAAUAAAAGAGAAUAUUUUGAACUGAUUAAAAGUUUCCAAAAUCGCAAUACAGCUGAUCAUAUAGUGGCUGCAUUUCAAUUUAAAAUUUUAUAUAAUAAUAGAAGCCCUACAUAGAAUAUCUAUUCUUGUACUACUGACAUGUUUGCAGUCUGUAAUGAUCUUGGUUCUGUUUUUUCCACUAUAUUUAAUUGUUUUGAGUUGUGCAUUCUUUAUCUUGUGAUAUCAGUUUGUGUCAGAGGGUAAUAUGUAGGCAAACAGUUUGUUGCAAUAAGUAAUUUAGUAAGAUUUUUAAUGUAACAGCGAAAUUCCAUUGAACACACUCAUGGAAUUUACCAAUAAUUUUUAUUGUUAAUUAAUUAUAUCGCUUUAGGUGAAUUUAAUAUAGGGAAGAUAUUUGAAGAGGUUUAUUUUCAGUUGUUUGUGUUUCUUUAAAAUUGUGCUCAGUUAUUUAUUUCUAGACGUUUGUACUUAGGGCCUUAAAAAAUCUUAAUAGUGAAAAAAAAACUUGAAGACUUCUUACUUUUACUUUAAACCUUUCGUUCAUUGUUUAAGAACAUUAGGGGUGAAAUAUAUAUUCGACUUUGUAUUCGUAGAUUAAGUGAAUCGCGAAUCAAAAGUCAUCGAUUUAAUUAGACAGACUUAUCAUAUAGUAACAUCGUAUCAUGAGAAUGUUGUCUAUAGGCUCUAAAACGUAAUGAAUGUGUAAUAUAAAUAUUUUUUUAAAAUCAAUAAAGAGUGAUAUUAAUAA